Molecule: messenger RNA, 1437 nt
Organism: Austrofundulus limnaeus
Lineage: Eukaryota; Metazoa; Chordata; Actinopteri; Cyprinodontiformes; Rivulidae
Gene: ing4
Product: inhibitor of growth family, member 4
Exons: 8
Coding region: 59-808 (249 amino acids)
Biological process (GO): regulation of DNA-templated transcription; positive regulation of apoptotic process
Cellular component (GO): nucleus
Source: RefSeq, a predicted model, not a curated record
ACAACCAAUCAAAUCGCGUCGUUUCCAAACGGAAGCUGCGUUGUUUACAUUUUCCAAGAUGGCGGCUGGGAUGUAUUUGGAGCAUUAUUUGGACAGCAUAGAAAACCUCCCCUUCGAGUUGCAAAGGAACUUCAAUUUGAUGAGGGAUCUCGAUCAACGCACAGAGGAUCUGAAAGGACAGAUCGACUCUCUGGCUAAAGAAUACACAUCCAACGCCCGAACUCUUUCUUCUGAGCAAAAACUGUCCAUCCUGAGGCAGAUCCAGCAGUCUUACAGUAAAUGCAAGGAGUUUGGAGAUGAUAAGGUGCAGCUGGCUAUGCAGACCUAUGAAAUGGUCGACAAACACAUCAGACGUCUCGACACAGACCUGGCUCGAUUCGAGGCUGACCUAAAGGAAAAGCAGAUUGAGAGCACCGACUAUGACUCCACCUCAAGCAAAGGAAAGAAAGGAGAUUCCAGACAAAAGGAGAAAAAAGCAGCUAAAACAAGAUCUAAGGUGAAGAGCUCAGAUGAAGAUGGAAGUCCUAAAAGUGCUCAGAAGAAAGUCAAACUCCUUCAACAAGGAGAAUUCAACAGCCCUUCCUCCAACUUUGGUAACGUACACCCAUCUGAUGUCCUGGACAUGCCUGUGGACCCCAACGAGCCUACCUACUGUUUGUGCCAUCAGGUGUCUUACGGCGAGAUGAUCGGAUGUGACAACACCGAUUGCUCCAUUGAGUGGUUCCAUUUUGCAUGUGUGGGCUUAACAACCAAACCCCGAGGCAAAUGGUACUGCCCACGUUGCUCUCAGGACAGGAAGAGAAAAUGAAACUCCCGGUUAUUCUGGAACAAAACACAGACCCUUUUUGAUGGAGCAUAAGAAGAAUAUUUCUUCAGUAGUUACUAGAGUUUUUGUUUCUCAUCUUUCUUUACAUUUGGUGCUUUACUCUUCGGUUUACAUCCUUGCCUUGGUCUGAUGCAGUGUGUGACAGAGCCAAGUGGUUACAGGUGUAUUUAACAAUAAUUUAGAUUAUUUUAGUCACAGUUGGUGCUCUUAGUGUUACUUUUUUUACAUUUUGUUGUUCACAUCAAUAAUAAACACUACAUCUGCCCCCUCCUGUUUAAAAGUUUUUGGAUUUCAUGAUACUGUAUUCUCACUGAAAACAUGCCUUGUAUUGUUUUAUGCCUCUUUUUUUUUUUGUAUUAAUUUUCUCAUGUUUAGCCUUGGAACACAAUGUUUUUAAGUGUGAGAAAAGGGCAGUUAAGUAGACAAAUUCUGUUUCACAAUAACAUUCGUCACCUGUGAGUUAAAGCAUUUUAUUUAAUAUUUGAGUGCUGCAUAUUGAAAUUUAAGACCUUUUGUGAAAAGUAUUCUUAUUGCUGUAGCUGAAAAUUGGUACUGGGAUGUGGGAAUGAUUGGGCUGUCAAUCAUUUCAAUACAGCUACUACCUCAAAAAA